Messenger RNA from Paramuricea clavata, 7590 nucleotides. The record is from the annotation of a GenBank genome assembly. NCBI's taxonomy places the organism in Eukaryota, Metazoa, Cnidaria, Anthozoa, Malacalcyonacea, Plexauridae.
AUGGAAACCCAAAGAAGAAUUGUUUUCCAAUCUUCAAAGGAUACGUUUUUGGAUGCAUAUGAAGUAGAAGAAAACGUAUGUUUUAUUACAUGUAAAUAUAGGACUGUCAACAUCACAUUUGACAUGCUGUCAAUAACUUUUGAGUUUUUCUCUUUCAUUUUGUUAUUUUCUCUUGUGUGCAGGUAAAGGUAGAAAGCCCUCAAAAUAAUGAUGUACUUGUCAGAGUAAAAGCUUGCGUCCUGAAUAAAAAUGAUACAAAGGUACAUACGCGCUAGUAUACUAUUCUCCAAGUAUGCCUGACUGGAAAGUUUGUCGCUAUAGAGUGCCUCGUUUUCAUGUUAGAAUUAUCUGUUAUUACCUAAUGACAUUUCAAUCACGAAAACGAGGCUCUUUAGCCAAGGUGACAUACUUUCCAGACGGGUGUAUUACUGUAAUUAUGUAUCAGUCAAAUCCAAGUGUGCCCCUCCCCCGGGCAACAGCGCAGCAAUUUGGCUGUGUACUAUGUCCCAGGGGAGGGACAUUUGCCUGGGGGUGAACAUUUGAAAAUAAUAUUCUAUUUUUUUUAAAAACCUUGAGGGUUGUUCGCUCUUGCUGCGAUCCCACAUCCAAAUGCACAGCCAGGGUUCAGGUCAUUGUAAUAUGUAAUUAGUUAUUUAGUUAUUCAUAAUCUCCUAGUUUUAGUUAUCAAAUCUAACGUCCUUUUUGAAAAGCAUGUAAUAUGAAAAAUUUUCCUUAAUAUAAAGAUAUUAUAAGUUCUUACAGUUCAUCUGGUUUUCAGUUACUUCAAGAGUUUAAAAUUAUUGGCAAAGAAACAAUUCCAGUUGGUACUGAGAUGUCCGGUAUUGUUACUCAAGGUCAGAUAUUGUUUGACUCAAAACUAUAUAAAAUACCCUGGGAAUGAGGUUGGGAUCAUCCAUAGUUAAUUAUCAACAUUGGGUCGAUCCAAAAAAGAUUUGCACUUUCCCCACAGAGGAAAUUUCUGGUGGAGGGGCCGGUUACCUUCUAAUUUCCUAUGUCGGGGUGGUGACAAUAUUAAUAACUGAUAUUGUAUGCAUUUUAAAAAGUUGACUUUUCUGACUGGUCAUUAUUAGUGACGUGAGAUUCAACAUUUAAGAUUAUGCUUGAGGUGGGGAUUGAAAAAAAAUGGAGUAUUAUCUGUCAAAAUGUUGAUAAUUAUGAACAACUCCGAAAUACAAUGUUUUUAAUAAACUAUUUUGAUGUUUAAUUAAGUUUUAUGUUCUUUAGUUGGACCUGAUGUAUCCAGAGUCAGUGUGGGUGAUGAAGUUGUAGGUAAUUAUGAGACAGGGGCUAGCAGAGCUACAUACCCCUCCCCUCCCCAGUCAGUAUUUAGUCAGGCAGAUUCUACUAAAUUAGGCAAUAUGCUUGGUCUGUUUUCCUCAGUAGCUAGUGAUGAGUUUUGCAUGGGUGUAUCUCAAAAAAUGAACAGUUCUAUAUUUUUUUUUUAUUUUUUUUAGACUUACUUUAUUUCUGUGCAUCUGUAUAGGAGAUGUGUUCCUCCUGUUUACCUUCUAUUUAUCUAUCAAUUAACCGAUGAUAAUGUUAGGCAAUUUUCAUCAGUGGCAAGGCAAAUUUUUGUCUGCCCCUCUCAUUUUUUUCCAUUUGUACACCUAUACACCGAUGCACAUGCAUCCCGUACCUUAGCAAAAUUUAUUUUUCUGCUUUUAGGAAUGCUAUCUCCAGACUCACCAGAUUGUGCUUGUACUACAUUUUGUACCAUUUCAGAAUACAACAUAGGUAAUUAAGCUUAAAUUAAUUAGCCAUGAGGGAAUCUUUUUUAGUCAGCCAAUAAAUGUGUAACAUGCAUGCAUUGACCAUGCUACUAUAUAUGAUUGAUUGCAAGUUAAUUUUGUUUCAGUGAAAAAGCCAAGUAAAGUAAAUUUUGCUGAUGCAGCAUGUUGUGUUGGUGAUGGUAUAAAAGCAUAUACUGCACUACAUUACCAAGCGAAUAUCUGUGGUGGUGAAACUGUAUUGGUUAUGAAUGGUGCAUCGGUAUGUAUAGAGUUCCAAGCAUUAGUAAAUUAGCGGUUAGUUAACCCUUUAAUUAAGUGGCAAUAUGCCCAGAUGCGACCUACUUUAUUAUUUCACAUGGUAUAUAACGUACGGCAGACUAUUUUAACGUACAGCAGAUUAUUACAUUGUCUAAGCUGAGAAAAUCAAAGCUAAAGUUUAUGUAAAUUAACAUGAUUUUUAUCACAAAAAAACACCAAACAUGGUAGUGAUUUCCUUUGUUUAAUUUGAGUACUAUUUUAAGCAGACACCAACUUCAGGUCUCAAUGGUCAUAAACAUUAUUAUUAUAACCAAUUUUGAACCAACACCUUUAAGCGGCAUUUAUGAUGUCACAAAGAGAUUCAAGUGAAUUUACAUCUAGCCACCGUGGUCCUUGUUGUCACAUAAAAUGUUCAAAUGGAUUAUUAUAUAUUUAACAAUUGCCUUUGUGCAACCAUGUUCACAAAAGUGCCUUAGCCACAAAACGAAGAAGCAGUAAAGAAGCAAACUACUUCAUUUCAGGGUGCAGGAGUCAUGGCUAUUCAGCUUGGUCAGAGUUGGGGAGCCAAAGUUAUCACCACAGCACAUAGUGAAGAAGAAAAAUUAUUUUUGGAAGGUUUUCGACCAGAAAUAGGUAACUGUCAUAUAGAAAAUCAUUUAAAAUAUAGUAAAACCUCUCCUUGUAGACACCUCUGUAACACAGACAACUCUUUAACAUUUUAUCUCUCUAAUAUGACACCUCUCUCAUAUGACAUCUCUCUAAUACAUACACCUAAUAUGACAUCUUUUUAAUAAAGACAUCUUUCUAAUACAGACAUGUCUCUAAUACAGACAUCUCUCUAAUAAAGACAUCUCUCUAAUAAAGACACCUCUCUAAUACAGACAUCUCUCUAAUAAAGACUUCUCUCUAAUAAAGACACCUCUCUAAUACAUCUGUCUAAUAAAGACUUCUCUCUAAUACAGACACCUCUCUAAUACAGACACCUCUCUAAUAAAGACAUCUCUCUAAUAAAGACAUCUUUCUAAUACAGACUUCUCUCUAAUAAAGACAUCUCUCUAAUAAAGACUUCUCUCUAAUACAGACAUCUCUCUAAUAAAGACAUCUCUCUAAUAAAGACUUCUCUCUAAUACAGACAUCUCUCUAAUAAAGACUUCUCUCUAAUACAGACACCUCUCUAAUACAGACACCUCUCUAAUACAGACAUCUCUCUAAUAAAGACAUCUCUCUAAUACAGACACCUCUCUAAUACAGACAUCUCUCUAAUAAAGACAUCUCUCUUAAUACAGACUUCUCUCUAAUACGGACAUCUCUCUAAUACAGACAUCUCUCUAAUAAAGACAUCUCUCUAAUAAAGACUUCUCUCUAAUACGAACAUCUCUCUAAUACAGACAUCUCUCUAAUACAGACAUCUCUCUAAUAAAGACUUCUCUCUAAUACGGAUACUUCUCUGAUACAGACACCUCUCUAAUACAGACACCCCUCUAAUAAAGACUUCUCUCUAAUACGGAUACCUCUCUGAUACAGACACCUCUCUAAUACGGACACCUCUCUAAUACAGACACCUCUCUAAUACAGACACCUCUCUAAUACAGACAUCUCUCUAAUACAGACACCUCUCUAAUACAGACAUCUCUCUAAUGCAGACACCUCUUUAAUACAGACACCUCUCUAAUACAGACAACUCUCUAAUGCAGACACCUCUCUAAUACAGACACCUCUCUAAUACAGAUAUCUCUCUAAUACAGACAUCUCUCUAAUAUGGACACCUCUCUAAUACAGAUACCUCUCUAAUACAGAUAUCUCUCUAAUACAGACACCUCUCUAAUACAGAUAUCUCUCUAAUACAGACACCUCUCUAAUACAGAUACCUCUCUAAUACAGAUACCUCUCUAAUACAGACACCUCUCUAAUACAGACACCUCUCUAAUACAGACACCUCUCUAAUACAGACACCUCUCUAAUACAGACACCUCUCUAAUACAGACACCUCUCUAAUACAGACACCUCUCUAAUACAGACACCUCUCUAAUACAGACAUCUCUCUAAUACAGACACCUCUCUAAUACAGACAUCUCUCUAAUACAGACAUCUCUCUAAUACAGACACCUCUCUAACACAGAUACCUCUCUAAUAAAGACUUCUCUCUAAUACAGACAUCUCAGACACUUGUCUACUAUACAAUAAUGUUGUUUGAAUUGCAGGGAAAAUCAUUGAUUUUGCAAAUGUGAAGGUUUCAUUAUUGGACAUUUGUUUAGAAGAAACUGGUGGAACUGGGGUGGAUUGUAUUAUUGACAAUGGAGGUACAAUGAAUUGACAUACCCUUAAAUUCACUUUUAUGUACUAUUUAAAAUAUGAGCAGCAGUGUUUUAUCAGAUGUAAAGAUACGAUCAAAAAAUACAUUGUGUAUCUCGAGAAAAUCAAAGUUAAAGGCACACAUCGUUCAAGUUUAUUGCAAAAGUGGAUUUUCAUUUUUUUAAAGGAGGAGCAGGAAAAUUUCUAGUGUGGUGCAAGUGGCACCACUGAGCGAGCUUCUAAUCGCCAGGAGUUAAUAGGCGUCAGGGUUAAACACUUUCACACAAAAUAGGAGGUGUGAAGCAAAAUUUUGGUGGGGUUGAACACAUUGUAAGAGAGGUUAGAUAGAUUAUAGGGGGGUUUAACCCUUCCUAACCCCCCCCAGUGAAUCCGCGAUGGUGUAUUGUAUUUCUUACUAUAUAGUUCAGCAGUUCUCAGAAGAAUUCUCGGAUCAAGCUAACAACAUUAACCUUCCGUCAAAACAUGACCUUAUUCUAAGUCUAGCAGUUGGUGGAAAGUGGAUAACUACACAAUGCGAUCUUCAGGUAAGCUCUAUGUACUAGAUAAAACAUGAGCAGCCAAUCUGUAUCUGAUAUACAAACUCGAGCCAAAGGCAAGAGUUUGUAUAUCAGAUACAGAUCGGAUGCGAAUGUUUUAUUGUACUUAAAAAAUUACCCAUCUUAUGAGUUCAUUGGCAAAGUAAUUUUGAAAAUAAACUCAAGUCUAAGCUGAGAAAAUCAAAGCUGAAGUUUAUGUAAAUCAGGACAAAUCUUUAUCCGAUUUACAAACAUUGAUUAAACAUUCAUUUCUUUUGUAUUUUCCUCGUGAAUUAUUAAUGAAUUUUUUAAGUGCUAUUAUUUAUUAUUAUUAUUAUCUUUAUUGGGGUCAAUUAAUCAUAUUCUACAAAGAAAACAUAUAAAAUGUUCAAUCAAACUAGUAAUAGAAUAUAGACCCUAAAUAGGCAAGGUAUAAACGGGACUCGAAGAACCAUGCAAGAUACCUUAAACACCAUAAACGGCUAUGUUGUAUCUAUACAAAUUCGAGCCAGAGGUGAGAGUGAAAGGGUUAUACAUUUUUUUCAUUUUUUCAGUUGGAUCCUCCACACUCAAAGAUAUUAUAUCUAAAAGGAGCUACAGUGUCAUUCCUGUUUAAGGACACAUGGAUUCUAGCCAAAGGUUUGUAAAGGGUUUUAAUAAUAAAUUACACUAGAUAUAUCCUUCCUGUACUCGUCAUGCAAAUCAUUAGACACACUAUCUUGUCUUUUCCACAUUCGUUUGGACGGGUGUCUCUCGCAUAAAUCAAGCCAAUUAAAUGUGUACAGUAUAUACGAACGAAAACAUCUCUCUUGUCUUCUAGAGCUUUUAGAAUUAUUGUGCGUAGGUGGCGGUGUUGAUAAUAGACGCAUGUGAGGAGGGAGCGGUCUAUAUAGGAAGUCUUAAAGUCAUCCAAAUUAACCAGUGUAUAUUGACUAGACAGCCACGCAACUGAGCUACGUAAAGCUGGAGUAAAUGAGUAAUACGAGCAACAAAAUUGCUGCAACUUGCAACAAAAUCUGAUUUCUACGCAUGUUAAUUGAAAAUGUUCACACAUACACAUUGCAAAUCACGAGGCAGCAUGUGUCGACAUUUCUACUUAACAUGAGUUGAAAUCCGAUUUUGUUGCAAGUUGCCGCAAUUUUGUUGCCCGUAUUACUCCACCUUAACCAAAUUACAAUGUAUCAUUCCUUUCAUUCUUCAAAAAUGCUGUGCUGAGUGGUUAUAUUACUACCUUAAAAAAUAAGCAGAAACUCGACGUUUCGAGCGAAGGCCCUUCGUCAACGCUACUAACUCUUGACGAAGGGCCUUCGCUCGAAACGUCAAGUUUCUGCUUAUUUUUUAAGGUAGUAAUAUAACCACUCAGCACAGCAUUUUCACAUUGGUACUACCCACACUGGUACAGACAGUUUCAUUCUUCAACAAGAUAACGUCAAAAUUUAAGAUGGCAAAUAACUAAAUCAAUUUCAUGAAAAUAACCAGGCUAUAAAGUAGACCAGGUUGAGGAAAAAUAAUUUUGUUUGAAAGCUCAGAGUGGAGGAAGGAGAGCAGAAUAUUUCAAGUACUAAACAAAGUAACACGCCGUAAACCUCGUCUCCUAAUCACCCAUAAACUUCUAUUUUACGUGUUUUUCAGGACAACAAGGCCGGUUUUUACGUAUCCUCUGCUAUUGCAGUAGAAACAAUUCAUGUAGCUUUUUAUAGUCCAGAAGUUAGCGAGAUAUUUCAACGCUUUCCUUGACACAUGAACUUGAAGAUAUUUUAACAGAUCUACUUGACAAAGUGGAAACAGGAACAUUAAAGUAAGUUUGGGACGUGUUGUGGUACUUGUAACAAUAGGACUACAUGUUCAACACUGAGUCAAUUCCCCUGCAAAAUUCCUACUGUGAUCAGGAGCGCCGGAAAGUCGAUAAUUGGGGGGGGGGCAGAUAUUCAUAUAUUCAUGUUCACAGACUGUAAAAACAAUCGCUUUCAAAGGAAAUAAAUUAUGCAGAACAUGAAUAUAUGAAUAUCUCCCCCCCCCCCCAAUUAUCGACUUUCCGGCGCUCCUGACUGUGAUCACAGAAACUUUCAUGAUGUAAACUAGCCUUUAGUCAGAGUCGCAUAAUUUGUAGUUAAUAACUACUGUUUAACUCCAAAACCGGUAGUUAAAAUCCGCUUAUAAUUUUAUGUGUACAACUUCGUCAAAAGUGAAACAGUUUCACCACAUGUAGCUUGCGUGCAGUCGCAUGACAUCGAUCAAACAAUGUAAGAUAUGUUAUAACGUCACUUGGGCUGAAUACCUCAUGAUAUAUUGCAAAACUUGAAAAUAUCGUCAUGAAAAAGCUAGCCAGACAAUAAAAUAUUUGUCGUUGUUUGGAAUUUGGGUGUGAACUACCUGGAAAACAUUAAAAACACGUGAACGUCUUAAGAGGCUGGGGCGUAGGAUUAGAAACUAGUACUACAGCGAUCUUGUGAUCAACAUAAGCCACGCAUAUAAACGAAAUUCAGCAUUGUUAGUUCGUUACUGUAAAUAGUCCUGUGUGGGCACGUACCGGAAACACGUCAUAAAACCCACAAGGUCACAAUUAUAAACCACCAGCUUCUUAGAAAUAUAUAAUUUGGGUGUGUAAUAAAAAAUCAACUUUGGCAUGUGUUAAUAUAUCAUAUUUUAUUUCUAGACCGAUGGUACAUCAUACUGUAAACUUUGAGGAUGCUUGCACUGCUCUGAGUAAUUUACAUCAAUUUACAGUGGGUAACGUAGUGUUAGUUAUGUAG